AUGGCCAAACCUUAUGAAUUCAAUUGGCAAAAGGAAGUUCCUUCCUUUCUGCAAGAAGGAGCAGUUUUUGACAGAUAUGAAGAGGAAUCCUUUGUAUUUGAACCCAAUUGCCUCUUCAAAGUGGAUGAAUUUGGCUUCUUUCUGACCUGGAGAAGUGAAGGCAAGGAAGGACAAGUUCUAGAAUGCUCCCUUAUCAACAGUAUUCGGUUGGGAGCUAUACCAAAGGACCCCAAAAUCCUGACUGCUCUUGAAGCUGUUGGAAAAUCAGAAAAUGACCUGGAAGGGCGGAUCAUGUGUGUCUGCAGUGGUACAGAUCUGGUGAACAUCAGUUUUACUUACAUGGUGGCUGAAAAUCCGGAAGUAUCCAAGCAAUGGGUAGAAGGCCUGCGAUCAAUCAUACACAACUUCAGGGCCAACAACGUGAGUCCAAUGACAUGCCUCAAGAAACACUGGAUGAAAUUGGCAUUUCUGACCAACACAAAUGGUAAAAUUCCAGUUAGGAGUAUUACUAGAACCUUUGCAUCGGGGAAAACGGAAAAAGUGAUCUUUCAAGCUCUCAAGGAGUUAGGUCUUCCCAGUGGAAAGAAUGAUGAAAUUGAGCCUGCAGCAUUUACUUAUGAAAAGUUUUAUGAACUGACACAAAAGAUUUGUCCUCGGACAGAUAUAGAGGAUCUUUUUAGAAAAAUCAAUGGAGACAAAACUGAUUAUUUAACGGUAGACCAAUUAGUGAGCUUUCUAAAUGAACAUCAGCGAGAUCCUCGACUGAAUGAAAUUUUAUUCCCAUUUUAUGAUGUUAAAAGAGCAAUGCAGAUCAUUGAGACGUAUGAGCCUGAUGAAGAUUUGAAGAAUAAAGGCCUCAUAUCAAGUGAUGGGUUUUGCAGAUAUCUGAUGUCGGAUGAAAAUGCCCCAGUCUUCCUAGAUCGCCUAGAACUGUAUCAAGAAAUGGACCAUCCUUUGGCUCACUACUUCAUCAGUUCUUCCCACAAUACCUAUCUCACUGGUCGACAGUUUGGUGGAAAGUCUUCUGUAGAAAUGUACAGACAGAUUCUCCUGGCUGGCUGCAGAUGUGUUGAACUUGACUGUUGGGAUGGAAAAGGUGAAGAUCAAGAACCAAUUAUAACUCAUGGAAAAGCAAUGUGUACAGAUAUCCUUUUUAAGGAUGUAAUUCAAGCCAUCAAGGAAACUGCGUUUGUCACAUCAGAAUAUCCUGUAAUUCUCUCCUUUGAAAAUCACUGCAGGGAGCUUGAACCAGGCAGACCCUUGCCAUCCCCCAAUGACCUGAAAAGAAAAAUACUUAUCAAAAAUAAACGGCUGAAACCUGAAGUGGAAAAAAAACAGCUGGAAGCUUUGAAAAGCAUGAUGGAAGCUGGAGAAACUGCUGCCCCAGUUAGCAUCUUAGAGGAUGAUAAUGAAGAAGAGAUAGAAAAUGCUGACCAAGAGGAGGAAGCUCACCCCGAAUUCAAAUUUGGAAAUGAACUUUCUGCUGAUGACUUGGUUCACAAGGAAGCUGUUGCAAAUAGUGUCAAAAAGGGCCUGGUUACUGUAGAAGAUGAGCAGGCGUGGAUGGCAUCUUAUAAGUAUGUAGGUGCUACCACUAAUAUCCAUCCGUAUUUAUCCACAAUGAUCAACUACGCACAGCCUGUAAAGUUUCAAGGUUUCCAUGUGGCUGAAGAUCGCAAUAUCCAUUAUAACAUGUCUUCUUUUAAUGAAUCAGUCGGGCUGGGCUACUUGAAGACACACGCAAUUGAAUUUGUGAAUUAUAACAAACGGCAAAUGAGUCGCAUUUACCCCAAGGGAGGCAGAGUGGACUCCAGUAAUUACAUGCCUCAGAUUUUCUGGAAUGCUGGCUGCCAGAUGGUCUCAUUGAACUAUCAGACCCCAGAUUUAGCGAUGCAAUUGAAUCAGGGGAAAUUUGAGUAUAAUGGAUCAUGCGGGUACCUUCUCAAACCAGAUUUCAUGAGGCGACCCGAUCGAACAUUUGAUCCCUUCUCUGAAACUCCUGUUGAUGGAGUUAUUGCAGCCACUUGCUCAGUGCAGGUUAUAUCGGGUCAAUUCUUAUCAGAUAAGAAAAUUGGCACAUAUGUAGAAGUGGAUAUGUAUGGGUUGCCCACCGACACUAUACGUAAGGAAUUCCGAACCCGUAUGGUAAUGAACAAUGGUCUCAAUCCAGUUUACAAUGAAGAAUCAUUUGUCUUCCGGAAGGUCAUCCUCCCGGACCUGGCUGUCUUGAGAAUAGCAGUGUAUGAUGACAACAAUAAGCUGAUUGGCCAGAGAAUCCUUCCACUGGAUGGCCUCCAAGCAGGCUACAGACACAUUUCCCUUCGAAAUGAAGGAAAUAAACCAUUAUCGCUGCCAACCAUUUUCUGCAAUAUUGUGCUUAAAACAUAUGUGCCUGAUGGAUUUGGAGAUAUUGUGGAUGCAUUGUCGGAUCCAAAGAAAUUUCUCUCAAUUACGGAAAAGAGAGCAGAUCAAAUGAGAGCUAUGGGUAUUGAAACCAGUGACAUCGCAGAUGUGCCCAGUGACACUUCAAAGAAUGACAAGAAAGGAAAAGCCAACACUGCCAAAGCAAACGUGACUCCUCAGAGUAGCUCUGAGCUCAGACCAACCACUACAGCAGCCCUGGGGUCUGGCAUGGAAACCAAGAAAGGUAUUGAACUUAUUCCUCAAGUGAGGAUAGAAGAUUUAAAGCAGAUGAAGGCUUACUUGAAGCAUUUGAAGAAGCAACAGAAGGAGCUAAAUUCUUUAAAGAAGAAACAUGCGAAGGAGCACAGUACCAUGCAGAAGUUACAUUGUACUCAAGUAGACAAAAUGGUGGCACAGUAUGACAAAGAGAAGUCGACUCAUGAGAAAAUCCUAGAGAAGGCAAUGAAGAAAAAGGGAGGAAGCAAUUGUCUCGAAAUGAAAAAAGAAACAGAAAUUAAAAUUCAGACACUGACAUCUGAUCACAAAUCUAAGGUCAAAGACAUUGUGGCACAGCACACCAAAGAGUGGUCAGAAAUGAUCAACACCCACAGUGCUGAGGAGCAAGAAAUCCGUGACCUGCAUCUCAGCCAGCAAUGUGAGUUGCUGAAAAAGCUUCUCAUCAACGCUCAUGAGCAGCAAACCCAGCAGCUGAAACUCUCCCAUGACAGGGAAAGCAAGGAAAUGCGAGCACACCAGGCUAAGAUUUCUAUGGAAAAUAGCAAAGCCAUCAGCCAAGAUAAGUCUAUCAAGAAUAAAGCAGAGCGGGAAAGGAGAGUCAGAGAGUUAAACAGCAUCAACACGAAAAAGUUUCUGGAAGAAAGAAAGAGACUUGCAAUGAAGCAAUCCAAAGAAAUGGAUCAGUUGAAGAAAGUCCAGCUUGAACACUUAGAUUUCCUAGAAAAACAGAAUGAGCAGCUUUUGAAAUCCUGUCAUGCAGUGUCCCAAACGCAAGGCGAAGGAGAUGCAGCAGAUGGUGAAAUUGGAAGCCGAGAUGGACCGCAGACCAGCAACAGUAGUGUGAAGCACCAAAAUGCAAACUGA
This is a messenger RNA of Chrysochloris asiatica (Cape golden mole), 3504 nucleotides long. RefSeq names its product phospholipase C, beta 4 (gene PLCB4). Gene Ontology annotation, biological process: lipid metabolic process; phosphatidylinositol-mediated signaling. The coding region runs from base 1 to 3504 and encodes 1167 amino acids. The record is from RefSeq and is a predicted model, not a curated record. The transcript has 36 exons. Lineage: Eukaryota; Metazoa; Chordata; Mammalia; Afrosoricida; Chrysochloridae. Gene Ontology annotation, molecular function: phosphatidylinositol-4,5-bisphosphate phospholipase C activity; calcium ion binding.